AUGGCAGCCGCGAAGAAAGUCUGUAUCAUCGGCUCUGGAAACUGGGGCUCUGCCAUUGCCAAGAUAGUGGGUGCCAAUGCUGCUCAGAAUUCCAAAUUUGACAACACGGUAAAAAUGUGGGUGUUUGAGGAGAUGGUGAACGGGCGCAAACUGACUGAAAUAAUCAACACUGACCAUGAGAAUGUCAAGUACCUUCCUGGACACAAGUUACCAGCAAAUGUGCUGGCAGUUCCAGACUUGGUGGAAGCAUCCUGUGAUGCAGACAUUCUGGUGUUUGUCAUUCCGCACCAAUUUAUUGGGAAAGCCUGUGAUUCCAUGAAGGGCAAGAUAAAGACUGAUGCACUGGGCAUUUCUCUAAUCAAGGGUGUUGACGAGGGGCCCGAUGGACUAAAACUUAUCUCUGAUGUGAUCCAAGAGAAGCUUGGAAUUGCAAUGAGUGUUCUGAUGGGGGCCAACAUUGCCAAUGAAGUAGCAGAUGAAAAGUUUUGUGAAACUACCAUCGGGUGCAAAAAUGAAAACCAUGGGGCUCUCUUAAAGGAGCUCAUGCAGACCAGCAACUUCCGCGUGACUGUCGUGCAGGAGCAUGAUGUGGUGGAAAUCUGUGGAGCUUUGAAGAACAUUGUUGCAGUGGGAGCGGGUUUUUGUGACGGUCUGGGUUUUGGUGACAACACAAAAGCCGCAGUGAUCCGGUUAGGUCUGAUGGAAAUGAUUGCGUUUGCCCGCAUUUUCUGCACGGCCGGGCCUGUGUCCUCUGCGACCUUUCUUGAAAGCUGCGGUGUUGCCGAUCUCAUCACAACCUGCUACGGUGGCCGCAAUCGCAAAGUAGCCGAAGCCUUUGCCAAGACAGGGAAGUCCAUCGAGGAGCUGGAGAACGAGAUGCUGAAUGGCCAGAAACUCCAAGGACCAGCAACUGCAGCUGAGGUCUAUCUCAUCCUCAAACACAAAAACCUGGUUGACAAGUUCCCACUGUUCAACGCCGUCUAUCAGAUCUGCUACCAAGGCCAUCCAGUCACAGAGUUUAUCAGCUGCUUGCAAAACCAUCCAGAGCACAUGUAA
Molecule: messenger RNA, 1056 nt
Organism: Nerophis lumbriciformis (worm pipefish)
Lineage: Eukaryota; Metazoa; Chordata; Actinopteri; Syngnathiformes; Syngnathidae
Source: RefSeq, a predicted model, not a curated record